Cariama cristata (Red-legged seriema) is the source of this 1958-nucleotide messenger RNA. RefSeq names its product MAP7 domain-containing protein 2-like. Gene Ontology annotation, biological process: microtubule cytoskeleton organization. The record is from RefSeq and is a predicted model, not a curated record. The transcript has 15 exons. Lineage: Eukaryota; Metazoa; Chordata; Aves; Cariamiformes; Cariamidae. The annotation marks the transcript as partial. Gene Ontology annotation, cellular component: microtubule cytoskeleton.
AUGGUGCAGAAGCGCUGCGGGGCUGGGUGUGCUGCUCGGGUGUCCUGCCUUCGAAGCAUUCCUCCGCUUCCCUUCUGCUCCGACUGCAUGGAGUGUCCCUCCCGCUCCUCUCUGCCGUGCCAAGCCAGUGUGCAGUCACCUUUGCGAGCCAUUGAUGGAUUUCUAAAAACCGAUGAAAGACAAAGACUGGCAAAAGAGAGAAGAGAAGAAAGGGACAAAUACCUUGCUGCUAGGGAACAGCAGAUACUGGAGAAGGAAAGAAGAGCAAAACUGCAAUAUGAAAAGCAAAUGGAGGAGCGAUGGAGAAGACUGGAGGAACAGAGGCAGAGAGAGGAGCAGAAGAGAGCAGCUGUUGAAGAAAAAAGGAGACAAAAGCUUAAAGAGGAGGAGGAACGUUUAGAAGCCAUGAUGCGUCGGUCCCUUGAACGCAGCCAGCAGCUGGAACAGAAGCAGAAGCGAUGGUCGUGGGGAGGAGCACUGGCUGCAGGCUCAGGAGGGAGAGAUGGUGAAUCAGAAAAUACCCCACCCCCUGUUCUAGGUUUAGCUGCCAACACCCUUCCUCCAGACCCUGUGACCUCUACUGCUCCUGCUGAUUCCUUCAAUGCAUGUGACAAACUUUCAGCUUCUACAAUGAAUCUGCCAAAGCAAAUGGAAUCGCCAAUCAGUAAGCGCCUCUCCUCCUCCACAGCGGCAAUAACACAUUCCCCCGACAGAGCACCAGCUAGUCCUCUUAAAUCUCCCUACAAGCCUUCCCCCACCCGAAGCACCGACAGAAAGAAGGCAACUUCACCCUCCACUUUCGAUGCCAUGAAAGGAGCGGCUGCAGCUGAAGUUACUCAGACUGAGAAGAUAAAGAAAGAGAAGCGACCCACAACACCUAGUUCAUCAUCUGGUAUGGGAUCUCCUCUAAGAAGGUCUGAUUCUCCUGCUGCCAUGUCCAGAAGAUCUGCAUCACCUGCGACACCUAAGACAGUUGCAAAGACUUAUCCUCAGUCUCCUAAAAACACCAAACAAUAUCCAGCUUCUCCUGUGAAGCAUCGAGCCACUUCUAAUGUCAACCAGGAAACUCCAAAAAAGAAAGCAGACAAGGAGAAAGAGAAUGUCAGUCAUCAGAAAUGCUCAGGAGCACGCACUGAUGAGGCAGGCCAGGUGGCUUCUGAGAAACACAUGCCUUCUGCAGCAAAGACUGAAAAUAGUGAAGGGAAGAUCAUAGCAGGAACAACUGAUGCAGAAGAAGCUUCAAAAAUUCUAGCUGAAAAAAGACGACAGGCCCGCCUGCAAAAAGAACAAGAAGAAAGGGAGAGACAGGAAAGAGAAGAACGGGAGAGGCUUGAAAGAGAAGAACAGAAAAGAAAGGCAGAAGAAGAAAGACUUCGUCUAGAGGAAGAAGCUCGUAAGAAGGAAGAGGAAAGAAAACAUGAAGAAGAGGCAGCUAGAAAAAAGGCAGAAGAGGAAGCCAAGAGAAGAGCUGAGGAAGAACAAAUGCUAAAGGAAAAGCAAGAAAAAGAGCUCCAGGCCAAACUUGAGAAACAGAGGGAAGAAGCAGAAAUCAAAGCCCGUGAGGCAGCUGAACAACUUCGUCUUGAAAGGGAACAAAUCAUGCAGCAAAUUGAGCAAGAAAGACUGGAGCGGAAGAAGAGAAUAGAUGAAAUAAUGAAGAGAACAAGGAGGAAUGAAACACCAGAAAUAAAGAAGGAAGAGCCAAAACUGGAGGUACCAUCAACUUUGAAUGUGGAAAAGCAACCAAAGGCCCUUGUUCUUAACCAGCCAGAGAUCAAUGGAUUGGCAACCUCUCUGAAAAAUAAAAGCUUAGAAAGUGCCACCUCUGUAAUCCCUUCCCAAGAUGUAGUUGCUAAUGGACUAAAGUCAGUUCCAGGACUUAUUCAGCUGGAAGCUGUUGAUGGGAAAUCUAGUAGCAUGGAAGAUUCAACAGAUGAGGUUCAGUCCAUGGAUGUGAG